This is a messenger RNA of Vicia villosa (hairy vetch), 780 nucleotides long. RefSeq lists its product as uncharacterized. The record is from RefSeq and is a predicted model, not a curated record. NCBI's taxonomy places the organism in Eukaryota, Viridiplantae, Streptophyta, Magnoliopsida, Fabales, Fabaceae. Bases 1 to 780 code for a protein of 259 amino acids. The transcript is spliced from 2 exons.
AUGAGGAACUUGAACUUUGAUGGGGAUGAACCAUCGACUGAUAUUUUCUAUGAUCCAUAUACUCAAACAGAUGCACGGUUAAAAGAAGGAGACAGAUUUCGUUCAAAGGAGGCAUGUAUCAUGGAUAUAAAAAGAUUUCAUAUGGCAAACAAUGUUGAUUUUAAAGUUGAUCGCGCCAACGUUGAGAGAUCGUGUGUUAACACAAAUGUUUCACAAGAUCACCGUAAGCUAAGUUAUGAUAUUAUAUGUCAAGAAAUCUUGCCUCUAGUUGACAAAGAUCCAUCGUUAAAGGUGAAAACGAUAAUCUCUCAUAUCGUUGCAACUUACAAUUACACUCCGUCUUAUAGAAAGGCGUGGCUGGCGAAGACCAAAGCGAUCGAACUUGUGUAUGGAAAUUGGGAGGAUUCGUACAAACGACUCCCACGUUUCUUAUAUGCGCUUCAAAUUUAUGCUCCUGGAACCGUUACUAUUUUAGAGACCCUUCCGGCGCAAUCUCCAGACGGAACGUGCCUUCAAGGAAAUGUGAUAUUCCACAGGCUUUUCUGGGCUUUCCGCCCAUGUGUUCAAGGAUUUGCGUAUUGCAAACCAAUUAUUCAAAUAGAUGGCACUUGGUUGUACGGAAAAUAUAAAGGGACCUUGUUGAUGGCUGUGGCACAAGACGGAAAUAAUAACAUUUUUCCUGUUGCGUUCGCUCUUGUGGAAGGAGAAGCUGCUGGAGGUUGGGGUUUCUUUCUCAGAAAUCUUCGGACACACGUUGCCCCCAACCUGGACUCUGUUUGA